AAAAGUUGAAGCCUUCAAAGAAACUUUUGAUAUAUCACAUAUAUACGUUCAACGCUCUCGGUACAGCGUCUUAGAGGGCUCCAGGAGCUUCAAAGGACAAAUUUGCAGGAGCGGAGCAACUCAAAAUGUCUUUCGGUGGGCAGGCGCCGACUAUAAUUGUUCUCAAAGAAGGCACAGACCAGUCACAAGGGCGCGGGCAAAUACUGUCCAACAUUAACGCAUGUGUCGCCGUUCAGAGCACUAUAAAGAGCACAUUGGGUCCUUAUGGCGGUGAUUUGCUGCUUGUCGACUCGAAUGGCAAGCAGACCAUUACAAAUGAUGGCGCAACGGUCAUGAAGCUUCUUGACAUUGUCCACCCCGCAGCACGAAUUCUAGUUGACAUUGCACGCUCUCAAGAUGCAGAGGUCGGAGACGGCACCACAUCUGUAGUGGUUUUGGCAGGCGAAGUGUUAAAAGAGAUAAGGGAACAUGUUGAGCAGGGUGUUAGCAGCCAAACGAUCAUCAAAGGCCUGCGGCGAGCCUCGAUUAUGGCGGUAAACAAGAUCAAAGAGAUUGCAGUGAGCAUAAAAGAUGGCAAUCAACGAGACACACUACAGAAACUCGCCGCUACUGCCAUGAGCAGCAAGCUGAUACAUCGAAAUUCGGAGUUCUUUACAAAGAUGGUUGUGGAUGCUGUCCUGUCAUUAGAUCAGGACGAUCUGAACGAAAAGCUUAUUGGCAUCAAAAAGAUUACAGGAGGUGCUCUGCAGGACUCGAUAUUCGUCAACGGUGUCGCAUUCAAGAAGACAUUUUCUUAUGCGGGAUUCGAGCAGCAGCCAAAAUCUUUCAAGAAUCCCAAGAUUGUGUGCUUAAACGUUGAGCUGGAGCUAAAGAGUGAGAAAGAUAAUGCGGAAGUGCGCGUCGAGCAAGUUUCAGAAUAUCAGGCGAUUGUGGACGCUGAGUGGCAGAUAAUCUUCAACAAGAUGGAGGCAUGCUACAAGACCGGUGCGAAGGUGGUGCUCAGCAAGCUGCCCAUCGGCGAUCUGGCAACACAAUAUUUCGCAGACAGAGACAUAUUCUGCGCCGGCCGCGUAGCGUCCGAUGAUAUGGAGCGUGUAUGUCAGGCAACGGGUGCGAGCAUACAAUCGACGUGCUCAGACAUUCGGCCAGAGCACCUCGGCACAUGCGAGCACUUCGAGGAGCGGCAAAUUGGUGGUGAGCGCUACAACUUCUUCGAAGGGUGCCCAGCCGCCAAGACUUGUACACUCGUUCUCAGAGGUGGUGCAGAACAAUUUAUCGCGGAGGUAGAAAGAAGCUUGCAUGACGCGAUCAUGAUUGUCAAACGUGCGAUCAAAAAUCAGAGCAUCGUCGCUGGUGGCGGUGCCGUUGAAAUGGAGAUCAGUGCUUAUCUGCAUAGCUAUGCGGAUGAGAAGGUUCCUCAUAAACAACAGGCUAUUAUCAAGUCAUUUGCGAAGGCUUUGGAAGUCAUUCCUCGACAGCUCUGUGACAAUGCUGGGUUUGAUGCGACAGAUAUUUUGAACAGAUUACGGGUCGCACACAGGCAGGGAAAUAAGUGGGCUGGUGUGGACUUUGUCAACGAAGGUAUUGCAAAUAACCUGGACAAGUUCGUAUGGGAACCGGCGCUGGUCAAGAUCAAUGCUAUACAGGCUGCUGUGGAGGCUGCUUGUUUGAUCCUCAGCGUAGAUGAGACCAUCAAAAACCAAGAAUCUGAGCAACCAAAGGCUCCCAGUAAGCCACUUCCGCCAGGCGCAGCACAGCGCGCACUAGGUAUGGGCAGAGGAAGGGGAAGGGGCAUGCCCCGACGUUAAGUAAGUUGUGACUAUGUCGCCGCAAUGAGUCUGCUGUGACUGCGUCCUAGCAGUUUUUGGAGUUAGAAUGUUAUGAUAAAACUGCUGCAUGCAAAAGAUAGAUCCGUAGCAGCUUGAAUAUAAUUUAGCAGAGUCACAAUCA
Verruconis gallopava is the source of this 1950-nucleotide messenger RNA. RefSeq names its product T-complex protein 1, eta subunit. Bases 126 to 1808 code for a protein of 560 amino acids. The record is from RefSeq and is a predicted model, not a curated record. The transcript has 4 exons. Gene Ontology annotation, cellular component: chaperonin-containing T-complex. NCBI's taxonomy places the organism in Eukaryota, Fungi, Ascomycota, Dothideomycetes, Venturiales, Sympoventuriaceae. Gene Ontology annotation, biological process: protein folding. Gene Ontology annotation, molecular function: ATP hydrolysis activity; ATP-dependent protein folding chaperone; ATP binding.